CGAGCGCACUUCCGGCGGCGUCCUGGCUUCCGGGAGUGGCAAGAUGGCCGCUCCUGUGAGGCUUCUUUUAGGAUUCCGGUUAUUUUUCACCCAGCUUUAUUGAAUAGACACCGCGGAGGACAGAGCGGAGAGGAGAGCGGUACGGUGUUACCCCAUUUACCGUGGUAUGGGAAGUCUCGGAGUAAAGUAAAAAAUGUCUCGGGUAAGAAAGAUCCUGCGGUCGGAUUCCUCUACCGGGCUGGAAUCUGCAGAUUCUCCAUCUCCUGAAGACCCAUCGACUUCUUCUGCUGGGAAAUCCGGGUUGAAAGCGGUCAGGAGCAAGGCUUAUUUUCCAUUCCGCCUUCUGCCGGUGGACUGCCAGCUACACAUCUUCUCUUUCCUCUCCGAAAUAGAAAAGUGCACGGCGGCCAUGGUGUGCUCGGACUGGAGCAAGCUGAUGCGCACUUCGCAGCUUUGGAGGGUGGCGGACUUCAUGCGCCUCGGGGCCUUCCUUUCCGGCAUGGAUGGGGUGCUCGUGUCGGUGAAGGAGUUCGAAAAGUGGAAGGAGUGGGUCCACCAGUACGCUUACCACCUCAUUUCCCGCGGUGCCAGCCUGCUCGUCCUUCGCGCCAGUUUCGAUUUAGGAGAUCAGAGGGCUAAGUGGGCCGAGUUCCUCCUCCAGUUCCUAGACAGCGUUCACUGCGGGGAGCUCCAGGAACUGGAGCUCAACUGGACUCUGACACAUUUGGAGCCACUCGAUUUCUACCCGCUAGGUAGCAUGGCUCAGAUCUGUCUUGCCAAGACCGACCAGUUCAACAGCUUCCAGACUCUUUUCGAACGGCUCACCCGCACCUCGCCGAAGCUAAGCCGCAUGAAGCUACCUUUCGAUUGGUCCGAACACUCGGUGUCCCUUCUUAGAAACUUUCAACAUCUCAACACGCUGGAACUCAACUACUUCUGGGUCUUCAAGAGCGUACGGCCGGAAACUAUGCAGGAACUCACAAGAUCGCUCCCGAAACUAAAGACUUUGAUCUUACAAGUUCUGGUCCCGGUGAAGGACUUGGGGGUCGCUUACCCCAUAGAAUCCAAGUCCUUGGAGCUUUUAGACGUUUCUCAAAGCCGCGGGCUGGUGUUUAGCCACCUGGAUUUACCAUCUUUGAAGGAAUUGAGGAUUAAGAAAACGAUAAGGGGGAUCAUCCUCAAUCGCAGGACCAGAGUGGCCGUUCAGACUCGCUGGGCUUGUUUGUACGACCUUCUCAAGGCCGGUACUCCUCAGCUUCAGGUGUUCAACUCUCACAUAUUGCUUCCCAACUGGCAGACUCACAAUUACCUAGAACUCAACGAGGUCCUGCUACAAUCCUGCUACUGUAUACACCACACCGAUACCUGGCUGCUCUAAAGAAGACUCAGGACUGACUUGACACACUCCCUUCUUCUACACCAGGCCACGGUUAGACGGCUGACGGCCAGAAGUUGUUAAGCUCUGGACUUUUAUAAGGGCUGGAAAAAAAAAGUGCCAGCAGGACUGUGUGCUUCCAUUUCCAACCAUAGAACAGGCUAAAAUUAAAUUUUAAAAAAA
This is a messenger RNA of Rana temporaria (common frog), 1558 nucleotides long. RefSeq lists its product as uncharacterized. The transcript is spliced from 2 exons. Lineage: Eukaryota; Metazoa; Chordata; Amphibia; Anura; Ranidae. Gene Ontology annotation, cellular component: SCF ubiquitin ligase complex. The record is from RefSeq and is a predicted model, not a curated record. Gene Ontology annotation, molecular function: protein binding. The coding region runs from base 194 to 1378 and encodes 394 amino acids. Gene Ontology annotation, biological process: protein polyubiquitination; SCF-dependent proteasomal ubiquitin-dependent protein catabolic process.